GUAAGGUUGAGAGGCGCAGAGCGAGAGGCCGCGUGGGGGGGAAGGCGGCGCCGGGCCAGUGAGGCCCGCGGCGGGAUAUUCCUAGGCGGCGAAGGCGGAGUUGCCAUCUUGGGAUCCCAUGGCUUUCUCUAGCGGGCUCUGGGGCCCCUGCGUCCACAUGAGCAGAGCAUUCAGCCAGCGCUGUUUCAGCACCACUGGCAGCCUUGGCGCAAUUCAGAAGAUGACGCGGGUGCGUGUGGUGGACAACAGCGCCCUGGGGAACACCCCUUACCAUCGCCCUCCUCGCUGCAUCCACGUCUAUAGCAAGAACGGGGUGGGCGAGGUGGGCGACCGGAUCCUGCUGGCCAUCAAGGGGCAGAAGAAGAAGGCGCUCAUCGUGGGGCACCGCAUGCCUGGCCCCGCAGUGACCCCCAGGUUUGACUCCAACAACGUGGUCCUCAUCGAGGACAGUGGGAACCCAGUGGGGACCCGAAUCAAGACACCCAUCCGCACCAGCCUCCGCCGGAGGGAAGGCGAGUGUUCCAAGGUCCUGGCCAUCGCUCGGAACUUCGUGUGAGCGGAGCCCAAGCGC
This is a messenger RNA of Dama dama (fallow deer), 571 nucleotides long. Its product is annotated as large ribosomal subunit protein uL14m-like. The coding region runs from base 119 to 556 and encodes 145 amino acids. NCBI's taxonomy places the organism in Eukaryota, Metazoa, Chordata, Mammalia, Artiodactyla, Cervidae. Gene Ontology annotation, biological process: translation. The transcript has a single exon. Gene Ontology annotation, molecular function: structural constituent of ribosome. Gene Ontology annotation, cellular component: ribosome; mitochondrion. The record is from RefSeq and is a predicted model, not a curated record.